Messenger RNA from Annulohypoxylon maeteangense, 1332 nucleotides. Its product is annotated as MFS general substrate transporter. Gene Ontology annotation, biological process: transmembrane transport. The transcript has 2 exons. The record is from RefSeq and is a predicted model, not a curated record. Gene Ontology annotation, molecular function: transmembrane transporter activity. Gene Ontology annotation, cellular component: fungal-type vacuole membrane. Bases 1 to 1332 code for a protein of 443 amino acids. NCBI's taxonomy places the organism in Eukaryota, Fungi, Ascomycota, Sordariomycetes, Xylariales, Hypoxylaceae.
AUGAUAUUCGCUAAGGACAAAAAACUUCAUCAUCAUGCGGUAACCGUUACUUCCCUGGCUCACAGCCAGGAAUCUCUCCCUCAUUCCGAGGAGAGUGGUGCGCCGGCAGCAGUGGCUAUUGUUGACGAUGACGACUAUCCAGACGGGGGCUCUGUUGCCUGGCGUCAGGUAGUAGCCUGUCAUCUCAUCAACGCCAUGGCCUGUGGCUACGGUGCGGCCUUUGGCAUAUACCAGCUCUACUAUACCGAGUCGCUCAAACUCCCGUCGGCACAGAUCUCAUGGAUCGGCUCUGUGCAGAUAUUCCUAAACAAUGUUACCUGCACCGUAGCUGGGCGCCUAGCCGAUGCGGGAUAUGCACGGGAGGUGGUGCUAGGUGGUUCCUUCGUCGCUCUUCUGGGAACGUUCAUGACCAGUCUUGCGACCGAGUACUGGCAGAUCUUUCUCGCACAAGGAGUGUGUACAGGAAUUGGCCUGGGUCUGAUGUAUAUGCCCACUAUUACGAUCAUCGCCUCGUAUUUUAAGAAGAGACGUGCGCUGGCCUUAUCCCUUUCUACCGCUGGUACCGGAACUGGUAGUAUAAUAUUUCCUGCAACGGUGCAAUACCUAAUACCCCAGAUCGGAUUUCCUUGGACCGUCCGGUGCGCCGGUUUCGUGGCUCUGUUUAUGGUUGUUUUCAUGAACGCACUCCUCAAACCACGCUCGCUUCCCCAGAAAACAGGCCCCCUAGUGGAGUGGGGCGCAUUCAAGGAACCCCCUUACGUUAUCUUCAUCGCGGGUGCCUUUUUGUUUUACUGGGCCUUGUAUUUUGGUUUCUUUUAUAUCAACACCUACGCUAUCGCGGUCGCUUCCUUUACUCCUACAUCUGCAGUCUCUCUGCUGCUCAUCACAAAUGCGGUCGGUAUUCCCGCCCGACCCAUCAUCGGCUGGCUUGCCGACACCUACCUGGGACCUAUCAACGCAUUCAUCAUAUCAUCCAUCGGCCUAGCCAUCACCUUCUUCGCCUGGAUCGCAAUCGAUACACAUAAUACCAUGUACGCUUUUGCAAUCCUGUUCGGCUUCACCAACUCGGCAGCUCAAGGCGGCUUUGCCAGCGCCUUGGCUAGUCUGACGAAGGAUCCUGCGAAGAUGGGUGUUCGGUUCGGCAUGUGCUGUACUAUCAUCGGCUUCGCGACGGUUGCUGGUCCUCCGACCGCGGGUGCCAUCAUUGAUAUGUGCAAUGGUCAAUAUCUCGGGGCCCAGCUCUGGGCUGGCGCAGUUACACUCCUCGCAGCGGCUACUUUGGGUCUCGCCAGGUACUGGGUAUCUGGCGCAAAGUUCGCUGUCAUGGUUUAA